Tetrahymena thermophila SB210 is the source of this 1566-nucleotide messenger RNA. Its product is annotated as mRNA capping enzyme. The transcript has a single exon. The record is from RefSeq and is a predicted model, not a curated record. Lineage: Eukaryota; Ciliophora; Oligohymenophorea; Hymenostomatida; Tetrahymenidae. Gene Ontology annotation, cellular component: cytoplasm; nucleus. Gene Ontology annotation, biological process: snRNA import into nucleus.
AUGAUGCAAAUGGACAAGAACCGUGAGGUAAUUGAUGACCAUAAUCAAUUUUUAGAGCGUAAGCGCUAGCUUUUCAAUCUUUAUUAGCAAAGAAAUAGAAACAGAAUAUUAAAAAAAUCAAGAUAACUUUUCAGAUUAAUUAGCGAAUAAUAAAAGUUGGAGUAAAAAAAUGAAGAGUAAGAACUUGAAGAUCUUAUAGAUGCUAUGGAUAUAGAAGCAAAUAAUAUUAAAUAAAAUGAAAGCAAUAAUAAAACUGAUGAAAUAAACUAAAAUUUGUAAAACAAUCCUGUAAUAAACGAAGAACCUAACUCAAGAGAUGAUCAAAAAUUCGAAAAUUAAGGAAAUUUUUUCGCUUAACCCUAAUUAUCAAAGAGUUAGCAAAGAAAACUUGAAAGAGAGCGCAAUAAAUAAGAAUAAAAUUAAAAAUUGGCAUAAUAAUAUAGAAAAGAAAUACAAAGUUUGAUGGUACAACCUUAAUACAUGAUCGAAAUACCAGAUGAUAUUGGACCAAAUUAUUUUGUUAUGCCUCGCCCAACUGGUAAGAGAUGUCUAGUGAUUACAUAAAAUUAAUUUACUACUUCAAGAGAUAAAAACGGUAUUUUAAUUCACAAUUUUUAGAGCAUACUUCCCGGAGGCUCUAAAUUGGGAGAGAAAUCUAAAUUUUACAGUAUUCUAGAUUGUAUAUUUAAUGAAGAAUAAUAAACCUACUAUAUUAUGGAUGUAAUUAUAUACAAAGAUUUGAAUAUGGCAGAAAAUUCAACCGAUAUGAGAUUCUUUUGGAUUCAAUAAAAAUUCAGUCAAAACGAAUUUCAAGAUAUUUCUGACUGCAAUUAAUUUAAAUUCAAGAUAGUACCAAAGUAGAUCUGCACUCGCUCAUCUUUUAAGGAAGUAUAUCAAUGCAAAUUCGACUUCUAAAAAGACGGAAUUCUGUUUAUUCAUAAAGACACUGAUUACAAAGGGGGAAUUCAUCCUAAUUUUUUAUUUUGGAAGGACACAAAUUUUGAAAAUUCACCUUUCAAAAAAAUUCCUCUUUCAAUUACUUCCUCAGAAUAAAAUGCUCUUCCAAAAGUAACUGCACAUUUAAUUUGUGAUGAGAACUACUGCUUGGGCACUUUAGAUAACUAUAUUCUCUAUUAGCUUAGCUCAGAGGAAAGAAAAAUCUAUGGAGUUUAACCUUAUAUGAUUGUGAAGGUAGAAAUUAGUACUAUAAAAUUAACACCUUUCUAAACUCAACUACUUUAGGAAUUCGAAUCAUACCCACAUGAAAUUGAGCCUCAAAAAAAAGAUUCAAAUGCAAUCGAAGAAGAAAUUAAGCUAAAAAAGAAUUGGGUCUUUGUAGAAGAUUUAAAUAUUAUUGAAGUUAUUGAUCCAAAUUAAAUUUAUGCAUCAGCAAACAACAAAGAUUCUUCAUCACAGCAAAUUAAUGAAGAAGUUGAUAACCUAAAUUUAUGUCCUGACUCCUUAUCACAAUUAGUCUUUGAGUACAAGCUCAUUACCAAUCCCAUAAGUUUUUCAUAAAUAUGUGAAAGAAUAGAUAUAGAAUUAGAAAGUUCAGAUGAGCAAUGA